Messenger RNA from Bathycoccus prasinos, 942 nucleotides. RefSeq lists its product as hypothetical. Gene Ontology annotation, biological process: DNA damage tolerance; protein monoubiquitination. Lineage: Eukaryota; Viridiplantae; Chlorophyta; Mamiellophyceae; Mamiellales; Bathycoccaceae. Gene Ontology annotation, molecular function: ubiquitin protein ligase activity; single-stranded DNA binding. The record is from RefSeq and is a predicted model, not a curated record. The transcript has 2 exons. The coding region runs from base 1 to 942 and encodes 313 amino acids.
AUGGAGCACAACAACAACAAGAAGAAGAACAAGAAGCGGAAAAAAGAAAGAAACGUCGCGUUGUCCUCCUCUUCGAUGGAUACAUUUCAACACAAAAUCUCCUGUCCAAUUUGCAAAGAACUGUUCCACUUACCCGUCGCCCUCGUCCGGUGCUCCCAUACGUUUUGCAGCAAAUGUUUGAACGAAUACAUGAAGACGUUUCAAGACGAUAAGAAACGAAACUGUCCGAGAUGUAAAGGCCCGGUGACAGACGAGAAGGAUUGGGACGGGACCGGGGAAGUGGCGUUGAGACCGAACCGAGAGAUGGAGGAGAUCGUGGAGAGUUGGAAAGGAAACGUGUUGGAGCCUCUCUUGUUGGUGGAUGCGGGGAGAGAUAACGAAGACGACGAACAAGAAGAAGAAGAAGAUGAAGAAGAAGAAGAUAAAGAAGAAGAAGAAAAAGAAGGCGAUAAAACAACAACAACAGUCAUAAAAAAACUACCGAACCCGAUUCCACCGCCGACGAAAUACCACCUGCUCCCGAAAGCGAAGCAAGCGGAGAAAACGAGAAAGACGAAUGAGUUACGCGACGACUUGGAGAAAAAAUACGGAUUCGACGGGAGGACGUUAAAGGGACAAACGUACGACCAGUUGAAAUCGAAAUACGUUGAGUUUAGAGACACGUAUAACGCGGAGUUGAAGUUGUUUCAACGGAAACCGGACAUGAAGAGCGUCGUGAAAAACAUGGAAUCGAUCGAAACCGCCAUUCGCGAAGAAGCCGAGAAAAAGAACGCUAAGAGAGUGAGCAAGGCGACGGCGUUCUUCAACCCAAAAGGAAAUAAUAACAAUAGCAAUAACGAUAGAAAUAUAAUAGAUCAAGAGUUGAUGAGGAAGUUGGUCGAGCAAGCUGGUAGAGGCUUGAAGAAGACGAAGAACCUCUGCCGCUCUCGCAACCCAAUCUGA